Messenger RNA from Sphaerodactylus townsendi, 3407 nucleotides. RefSeq names its product zyxin (gene ZYX). The record is from RefSeq and is a predicted model, not a curated record. Gene Ontology annotation, biological process: transforming growth factor beta receptor signaling pathway; integrin-mediated signaling pathway. The transcript has 11 exons. NCBI's taxonomy places the organism in Eukaryota, Metazoa, Chordata, Lepidosauria, Squamata, Sphaerodactylidae. Bases 48 to 2300 code for a protein of 750 amino acids.
CCGAAGAGUGAGCUCAGCUGUUCGCUCCGAGCUGCCUCUCUCCUUUUAUGGUCAAACAGCUCAGGCAGGGGCGAGGCACCCUUUUUUUUCCGCUUAAAAAAAAAAAGCUACCCAGAAGUUGGCGAUGGGCUAGGAAGUGUCGGCCCGGAGCAGUUGCUCUUUGCACUUCCCACUCCCCGCCUCCUCUGGGCAAAAGCCAAGCAGCGCACAAAGUUGCUCGCGGGCCAAGCGAGCGGCAGGCAGGCGGGCGGGCAAGCGAGCAGCAGCCCUCCUUCCCGGGAGGCCGGGAAAAGAGGCUUUCCCUUGGCCCUCUCCUCCUCCUCCUCUCCUCCUCCUCCUCCUCCCGUAGGGAUCCAAUAACUGAGCCCCCUUCUAGAGGCUGCUGCUGCUGCUGCAGUGGUUUCUUGGAGCCUCGCCCUCAAGAUGCGGGUGAAACAUUAGGAGCAAAAACUACCAGACCGUGGCCACAUUGCCCAGAAAAGCCAGAACAGCAGGUGCUGAGCCGGCCUGUUUUCAAGAUGGCCUCCUCAGGAGCCCCAGGAACCCGCAUGACCUCCUCAGUCAGCAUCAACAUCUCCACUCCAAGUUUCUACAGUCCCCAGAAGAAAUUUGCACCUGUGGUUGCUCCCAAGCCCAAAGUGAACCCCUUUAAAUCUGGCGGGGCUGGGCCCGGAAAUGGCUUGGACCAGAUGCCACCUCCGCCGGCGGGGGCUUGUGCUCAGGUGGGGAAGGUGGGUGAGAUCCCUACAGCGACAGCACCUUCUCUUAUUGAAGAUCUUCCGCUGCCUCCACCACCCCCUCCAGGAGAAGACAUGGUUCUCUCCACCAGCAGUGCCUUCCUUCCUCCACCUCCCCCGUUUGUGGAGCCAUUUCCCCCAGCUCCAGAGGACAUUUUUCCAUCUCCGCCUCCUCCAGUGAUAGAGGAGGAUCCUGUUUCUCUGAGUGGGCUGCCUGCUCCUCAGGGGCAGGCCCGUGGCAAGAUGAGCAGCAUUGAUUUGGAGAUUGAUUCUUUGUCCUCAAUGCUGGAUGAGAUGGAGAAGAAUGAUCCCUUCAAACCCCGGGUGUUUCCUGGAUCUGUGGCUGCUGCAGGUGUAUCUGCUGGACCAAAGAUUUCCUUGGAAAACGUGGCUCCUCCAAAAGAUGACCCCCCUCCUGUUUCCAAUGCUGUCUCGAGUCCAAGUGGAAUUUACUUGUCCAAAUCGCAAAGAGAAGCAUCUCCACCUCCCCCACCCUGGGUGACUUCGAAGCAGCGUAGAGACUUGCCGUCUGCACCGCUCCCCACGCCGCCACCUGCCACUGUUCCUCCUCCACCAGCUCCAUCUGCUCCCAAGUUCACGCCACCCCCUGUUGCUGUUGCCCCUAAAUUUGUUCCUAAGCCAGCUCCUUCCAGUUUCCCAAGACCUGCUGCUCCAACCUCUUCUCAGUCUCACUCGUCGGCCCCUUCUGGUACUGGUCCAGCCCUAAAGCCACAGCCACCUACCUUCACUUAUGCACAACAGCAGGAAAAACCUCAGGUCCUGGAGAAGCCACGCCCUAUGGCACAGCCACCUGCCCUGCGAGAUACGCGCAAUCCAGUAACCUUUGCAAACGAAAGGUCAGAUCCUCCCAGAGGAAAUUCUGUUCUGACCAUGAAGGAGGUAGAAGAGCUGGAGAUGCUAACUCAGAAGCUGAUGAAAGACAUGGACCGUCCUCCUCUUGCAGAAGCUUCCACUUCUGCAGAGCUGUGUGACCUUUGCAACAAGGCCCUGUCACGGACGCAGCCGGCUGUCCGUGCCCUGGACAAGUUGUUCCAUGUGGAGUGUUUCACUUGCUUCAAGUGUGAGAGACAGCUGCAGGGACAGCAGUUCUACAACGUAGAUGAGAAGCCCUUCUGUGAGGAAUGCUAUGCUGGCACUUUAGAGAAGUGUUGCGUGUGCAAGCAAACCAUCACAGAUCGGAUGCUGCGAGCCACGGGCAAUUCUUAUCACCCUCAGUGCUUCACCUGCGUGGUGUGCUACAAACCCCUGGAGGGAGCCUCCUUCAUUGUGGACAAAGCCAACCAGCCCCACUGUGUGGAUGAUUACCACAGGAAAUAUGCGCCUCGCUGUUCGGUAUGCACUGAGCCCAUCAUGCCCGAACCUGGGAAGGACGAGACAGUCCGAGUGGUGGCCCUUGAAAAGAACUUCCACAUGAAAUGCUACAAAUGUGAGGAUUGUGGGAAACCUCUCUCCAUUGAGGCCGAUGAUAACGGCUGCUUCCCGCUGGAUGGCCACGUGCUGUGUAGGAAGUGCCACACCACCCGUGUCAAAGCAGCCGCCUGAGGGUUAUUUGGAGCAUGAUGUGCCCUCAGGGUACCCCCUUUCUCCCAUAUCAGUGGGCCUGAUGUCCCUCUGUGCUGUGAUCCUGCUCCUUGUCUCCUGUCGGAAUCAUUGUGUGUUUCUAACUAGACUCUAGCAAUGGGUCGAAUCUUGUGGGUCCAUUCUUCUAGUGGAGGCAUGUUCCUCUAGCGGAAAGAUCCUCUUUGAGUAUCUUGUGCUGGGGAGGACUCCUUCCAUUAGAGGAAUGCACUUCUGCUAGCAGAAUGGAUCCAGUCUAACAUCUCUUCCUUUCCACUCAAGGGCACCUCCGACCCUUAAAAUGAAAUAAAGGGCACCCUGCCCUUACAAGAAGGCAUAUUCCUUAAUUCUCCCCUACCUUGGCUGCAGUGCAUUGUUCUCGAUGCUGUACAAAGUGACUUGGAGGCAGGUCUUGCUUUAAGUCCCACCGUCCUCCUGAGUGUGAGUGACAAACGAAUCCUGGAGAACCAAGUUGGCAUCUUCCAAGUUGCCCUCCUUCCGGUCCCUGAUCCCUGCAAAGUGGGGCUCUGUUUUUCCUUCUCAGUGGUGUCCCCUGCUCAGGUUUGGAAUGCCGAACUGCACAUUGAUGUUUUGUUUUUCUAAUGACCCCAUCAGAAGUUGUUCUGCAAGAUGGGCAGCAUAAAGCUACUGGCUUUGCUUGCCUAAACCUUUUGUUUCUGCCAGUGAGGAACAUGCUCCUCUCUCCACCUCACCCUUUUCCAUUCCUCGGAUUGUUCUCCUUUGUGAUGUUUUGUCUUUGGCUUAGUCAGCAAUCCAAAGAACUUAUCUGUUUACACAGAGCUUGUAAUAGUUCUGAAUCGGUGUUCAGAGAGCCGUCGUCCUCCAGGGGGGACGUUCGUUUGCUCACUGCCUCUGUAAGGGGGUGAAGGGGCAGGAGGAAUGCUGUUCAGAUUGUUAACUGCCCUGAUCACUUGUAACAGCCCCAAAGACUGUUCUUGGGAGUUCUCCCUGGCUGUCAAUCACCAAACAGAACCCGAGUUCCUGGACUGAACAGGCAUUUUGGAUAUUGUAUUUUUCCGGCCGCUCUCUGCAUCCAAUAAACUUUAUGAGGUUUGGGUUUUUUUCACAUCA